Molecule: messenger RNA, 1012 nt
Organism: Somion occarium
Lineage: Eukaryota; Fungi; Basidiomycota; Agaricomycetes; Polyporales; Cerrenaceae
Source: the annotation of a GenBank genome assembly
GGAUGCGCUGUUUUUCAAAAAGAUAUGGCUAGGCGUGACCUGCAGGCCUUCAUAUGACUUCAUUCUUCGGAUCCAUUCGAAGUAGCUGCUCGGAACGCAUGUCGUUAACCGUCGUACUCCUCAAUUUAUCCGUUGCAGACGUGUUCCCGACGUGUAUAUAUGCUGGUGAUUUCUAACGCCCUCUAGUCGACAACGUAUACCUCAACUGCUGUCUAGACUAGACAACAAGUGAUCUGUGUACUAUAUUGACCUCUAUGAUGGAAAAGACCUUUCUUGCACUCUCGCUUUGCUUUGCCUUUGUCUACGCCAUUCCUGCCUUUGAGGGAGUAACCUCUUGGUCCUCUAUCGGGAGUCUUGUCCCAGGAAUCACCUAUUUGGAAGCUAUAGGUCCAGACGGUGUCGGGGACGCGACUUAUCAUGUCCCUCAAUACAUGUCCAUCCAAGCCCCUCGGGGCCUACCCGGCAAUGCAACCGUUUAUCGGAAUAAGUCGCCACCCCUCUUCUACAUCCAUAACAACCAAUUAUGGCAUUUCCACAACGAGUCCACUAUCCUCCCCGUCCACGUACACAACUCGACUUUAACGUCGAAGCUUCCACUCCAAGUUGUCGUGGGGGACAGGGAUCCCAAACUUGCGAAGAGGACGCUGGUCAGAGGUGGCAAUUGGCGAUGGCAAGGAACGAUGUUGCGUUAUGAACAGGGUGACAAUUCGACACCACUGUUUUACUCGUGUCAGGACACAAAUGGCCUCCUAGGUCUCUUCCUCUUUCUAGAGCCGUACGUGUCCUUGCCUUUACCUCGAGAAGCAAUCACUGACACGUUGUCUCAGAGCUCCGACACCAGUUGGCUGCUCUCCUUUUACAAUGCAUAGUUUCAACCGCGUUCAGUACCGUUCAUAGCGACUUCAGAUGUUCGCACGACAUAGCUCAUCUACACAUCCGCAUAUACGUACCUUAUCACAUACUUAUGACUUGCACUAAAAGUGGCCAUUGAAAACGCCCCGGUUGUCACAUC